GAAAGAUUUUUGAAAUUGAAAUUUUAUUUAAAAAAUUGGGAUUUACUACAUUUUUGGAGCUAAAAACAAAGAUAUUCAAAACAUAAGAGCUUAAAAUUCAAAGUAACUGUGUUUGCAGCUUUGAUUUAAUUGGCUUGUUUUAUCAUGAAAAGAUAAUCAAAACACUUAAUUUCACAAAAUUAUGGAUAAGUACGGUGACGGGAAGUCAUCAAGAAAUCGAUGGAAGGAUGAGAAUCGUAAUCCAAAACUUUAUGAUGAGCGCACAGAUACACCGGGUCAAAGUCAGAAUGGAAAAAAUUCUUCCACAACAGCAAUAUCAUCAUCGUCUACAACGUCGUCGUCAUCAAAAAAUCAAGGAAGUAAGCAAGUGAAAAAUGAUAUUGUCAAUCAGUUGGCUCAAAGUUUGCCGGAAGAUGUGAGGAUAUCGAAACUUUUACGUCGUCUAGAGACAGAAGGUUCAGUAACCGGUACGAUAGAAAUAUGUCAAAAAUUAAAGGCUGCUGUGCAGGAUCAAACAAAUGCAAGCUAUAUUCGUCGUUCGUUUGAUAUGCUAGCAAAUUCUUUAAUUUCGAUAAUGAAGGAAUGUCAUUCACCGGAUGCCAUGUCAAGUGUGUGCCAAGUUUUUGGAAUGAUUGGAUUUGUUAUGCGAAAUGACUUUCCUCUUUACAAGUCUUGGAUUUGUAAGACAUACAAAAGUGUCAAACUUCUUCGUGCACCAAUGAUGAAUGCAUUGGAGAAAACUUUGAUAUUGGAUUCAAGUGAUUUGCGAUUGAGCGACCAAAUGGGAAGAUUAAUGGAGUUAUUGAGAGACUUUCUUGAACAAACUGACGACUAUAAAGUGUUUAUUGCUAUAACUCAAGUUAUCAUGGCAAUUGCACAAAAUUAUAAUCCUCGGUAUUUCAAGACUCAUUUCUCAAACAUUGUUGACAUUGUUAUCGGUUGGAUGAUGGAACCUGGACAAAAGUCGAAAGUUAAAAAUCAAUGCUCAAUUGUUUUGCAAAGUUUCAAGAUCUUUUGGCAAAACGAUACUAAAUUUACGCUAGAUUUGUUGGGACAACUUUUGGAAGACAUUGAAGGAUGUACUGAAAAAAUAGAUGAAAGUGGUGAUGGAAACUUGAAGAACUAUAAGGAAUUCGGUGCAUUUAUUGGUGUAUUCAAUGCAAUCAUUAAAUCCAUUUAUGUGUCUCCUGAGGCACUAGUCAACUUUAUAGGAAAGGAUAUGAUGGUACAAUGUGUAGAUAAAAUAUUGAAAGUAGCAUUAGUCGCUUUGAAGGAAGAUAUAUGCAUAAAGGAAACCGUAUUGACUAUAAACGAAUUCACAUUAAUGCUACUUGAUUGUCGAAAAUAUGGUGUAGAAAUGCAGAUGGAAACAAUUCAGAACAUCAUAGAGAUUGAAAUGGAAAAUUUAACAAAAUAUUCGGAAGAUGAAAUUUCAAGUUUUCUUUUUCUCGUAACUCAAUUCAUUGGUGAAUUUAAAAGCGUGCUUACGGUUAAUUUCAUUGCAAAUUUAUUCAACAUCGAUGGAAUUUUAUUGAAGAAAAUUAUCUUCAAUGAUGAUAGAAGAAUCAAAAAUGGAUUAAUAAAAAUUUAUCAUGAUGUGCUGGCCUUGAAAAAUGUUCCGGUUCUACAAGCAGCAUAUAAGUGCAUUCUUGAACAGUUUGCCGCAUGUAUGAAGCAAAUUCCUCAAUUAAACGAUAUUAAAUGGAUUAUAGAUGUGGAAACGAAAGAUGAGAAUUCAACUGCAAUUUCAAAUGAAAAGACCAUAAUUAAAGCACAAUAUGCUCUUAAUUUCAACUUAACUGCUAUAUCAAAACUAGCUACGAUGCAGAAUUCCAUUAUUGCCAUGUAUUCUCUUGUGCCAAGUAUUUUGGAAGUUCUUUUGGGUCUGCAAAUAUGGAGACCAGAAUGGAAUGAUUAUGAGCUCAUACAAUACUCUGCAUUACUUGUAAUUUCUGAGCAUUGCUUAAAGAAUAGUAAUUUUAUCACAUCCAGCUCACUGCUAGCUACUAAAGCAACAACAGCAAUCACAUCUUCAUGGUUAUCCGACUCAUCACCAACAGAAAGUCCAGUCUCGCAACAUUUUAAAUACAUUCUAGAGUUUGUUGAUAGAAUUCUCAAGUCCACACCAUCAUUAAAACAAUUCAAAUUAAUUCUCGACUGGCUUGAUAAAUUAAUUCAGCAGACAACACAGUAUGCAGAGCAGCUUAAAGAUAAUCAACAUUUUGUUUCAAUAUUGAAACGUAUAAACCACAUCUCAAACAAAUAUAAUGAUGAAGUAUCAUUGAAGGUAGCCGCUUGUAACGAUUCGUUAUACGCAUUUGAUGUUAUACAUUCCGAUAUUUUUAUAUCGAUGUCAGAAGCUUGUGCAGUGCAAAUGUGCUCAGUUAAUCCUGAAAUUAGACGUCGUUUCUCAUUUAUUUUAUCGAGAAUUCCAUUAAAAUAUACAUUAGAGCAAGCGAAAUCGCCAUCUGGUAUCAAUCAAGAAGCAAUUGACAAAAUUACUGAGAUGGAAAACUGGCACUUAUCACUUGGAAGUAUUCAUGGUGGAGAAUUAAGAGCUCAAUACUUUCAGCAAUUUAUCAAUCACAUUUCCUUUACACCAAAUGCAUCGAAUAUUGAUCAAUUUAUAUCGCAUGCAUUUAAAAACUGCUGGUUUAAUGGCACAGAAACUGCUGAGGAGUAUAAGCGUGUCACAUUGAAAGAUGUUAGAACAUUAAGCGCUUGGAUUCAGUGGGAGGCAGCAAGAUUUUGUGUCAAUAAUAAGCUCAAGACACCACUGGGAAAGGCUCAAGACACUUUUAUCAAAAUCGAGGGUAUCAUUCGUGAACAUGCUCGAGUACUGACCCUCAAAGAUAAAUCAAAGUCGAAAAGCUAUAAACAUGUCUUGGCAAAUCAACGUAAUGUGAGAAUCCUCUUGGGUUUCAUGGAAUCAUUAGAAAAGGCUAUUUAUAAUGCAGCUGAAGGGAGUGCCUUUGCAAUACCACCACCGGAGAAGCCAGCACGUACAUUCUUUCGCUUGAAUGCAUCUACAUGUAAUGAAUGGUUCACCCGCAACAGAUUAGCAAUACAUCAACUCGCAUUACACUGUAUGGAACUUGAAAUGGUUAUAAGAUGCUCUCAAAGCAUACUUAAGGAAAUGGUGGCAGCAGGAAAAAUGAAUGAAAUAUUUUUUGAUCAAAUUCUCAUGUCUUUGACGUGGGCUCUGUUAAGAAAUUUUGAAAGUGAUGCUCUCAUUGGACUCUAUAUUUGGGUUAGAAACAUCACGGGCAGAAAAUUAUAUUGGAUUAAAAUGGCAUCUGAGCAGGCCGCUGGACACCGUGAAAUAGCAGCUGAUGGUUAUGCAAAAGUUUUACGUGAUGAGAAACUCGAGCCGAAACUUUAUGACUUUAUUGCGGAUCAAAGACGAAUUUCAUUAAUCUACACUGGUAAUAUGAAGGAGCUUGUAGACGUUCUAGAUGAAGAAGAAUCAAGAAAUUAUAAGCCAUCAAAUAUUCCAAUAUUAAAGAUGACGAAAGAGCAAAUUGAGAAUAUAAUAAUUUAUGAGAAAACAAAGGAUACAUCGACACUUGCUGAAAUGGCACUUUGGGAGACAUUAGAAAAUGGUCCGGAAAUUUCUAGUAAUUAUUCGGUACAUAAUUUAAUAUCAUUAUCAGAAAAUACAAUUGCAAUGAAAUUUGUCGAUCAAAGAGAGGGACAAAUGGAGAAUGAAGCAUGGGAAAUUUUACAAACCUUAAUUCAGGAAUGCUUGAGAACUGGCUCACAAGAAUAUCCAGUCCAGUUGAACAUUAUAAAUCAUUUAGCUGGAAAAAUCAAGAAUAAGGAUGUUCAAUCAUUGGAAAUAGAAAAGAAGUACGGAUCAUUGACUAUGUUUAUAGUCUCUCUGUACAGUGAAUUUCUUGAUGCGUUUAGCGAUAAAGGAGAGCAACAAAAUAUUAAUUUGAAAAUUGACUUGGUAGCUGCUGGACGAAAGGAAUUAAAUUUUAAACAAUGCACGCAGCAGUUAUUUAGCGUUUACAAGUGUGUUGAAUAUAAGGAACAUGUGGGUCUACCAAUAGAACAAGAAUCGCUUCCUUUAAUAAAAGACUGUCUAAUGUCGUCGCAAAAUAUUGACAGUGGAAAAGUAUGGAGUGAAAAUGUGUCACGUGCUGUAUAUGAGCAUUGUAAAAUGCUAUAUGUUGCCAAAAAUCAACACUUUGAUGCAAUUCAAUUUGGUUCAACCGCAGCGAUUGGAAUCAAAAGCAGAUUAAUGUCAACAGACAAUGUAAAUACGGAAAAUUUAAAUAAGUUAUGUGUGAAAUUCUACAUGAAAAUCGCAGAAUGGGUGCAAAAUGAAUCAGAGGAAUUGUUAGAGCAACAGGCGUCAAAGCCAUUGAAAAUGCUAGUUCAUUCAAUUAACGACGAAGAGUAUAUCGACGAUAAAAUGCCACUGAUUGAUGCAGCUGUUGGAAAAUUACUUCAGAGUGGUGUAAAACAGUGUCCACAAAUGCCAAAAGCAUGGUCAUCACUCGCUAAUUGGUGCUAUAGAUGGGGUAGAAAAAUGAUUGAAUCAAAAACUGACAGUCAAGGACUAAGAGCAAUUGACUCAAGUGCAAUUAUUGAAUUGAUACCGGAAGCACAAUCGGAAGAUGUCGAGAGCAUUUUAAAAAUUCUCAACGAGCAGCAAAUUAUUGUUGAAGAUGAAGAUAUUGGACCGAAUGAAAGUAGUUCAACUGAAAUAAUUGAGGGACAAUUGCGCAUGAUACCAUUACUGCAGGAUAGAAAUAGUGAUUUCAUUAAUAGCAUUAUAAAAUUGUGGAAGCAAGCACAUCGUGAUGUUUAUAGAUAUUACGAAAUGUGUGCAAGUGCAUACUUUAAAUUCCUUUUAUUAUCAUCCUCAAAUACUGAUAUGGUCGGCGAUUCAUCUGUUGUAACCGCAACCUUGCGUCUAUUGCGACUCAUCGUAAAACACGCUUUGGGUCUACAAGAAGUUUUGGAAGAAGGUUUAGCAAAAACUCCUUCAGAUCCAUGGAAAGUCAUCAUACCCCAAUUAUUUUCUCGACUUAAUCAUCAUGAGCCAUAUGUAAGAAAGCGUGUUUCUGAGCUUUUAUGUCGUGUUGCAAUGGAUUCACCACAUCUUAUUAUCUUUCCAACUGUUGUCGGUGCACAAGAUAAAAGCAUGGAUGUAACAAAAUUAACCAGUGAACAUAGCGGAAAUUCGGAAACGGAUUGGAAGAAUUCAAGUCUUACAUUCUGCUUCACGUCAUUACUCGAUACACUGUCUAUGCAGAGUCCUAAGACAGUCAGUCAAGUACAAUUAUUUGUUCGUGAACUUCGUAGAAUUGCAUUACUUUGGGAUGAGUUAUGGCUGUUGUCAUUAAGUCAAGUAUAUGCUGAGAAUGUUAAAAAGCUUCAGAACUUUGAGGCAGAGUUUCAUACCACUGACAAAUCUCCGGAAAAGGUUUCUUUGUUUACUGAAAAGUAUCGUUUACUUAUGAGACCAGUUAUUUUUGUUAUGGAACGACUGCAAGGCUAUUGCUCGAAAACCCCGGAAACAAAUAACGAGAAGGCUUUCCAAGAAAAGUUUUUGACCUUCAUUGACGAGACAAUUGUUGACCUUAAGAAGCCAUUUGAUCAAGCAGAACCACUAGGCGUGUUUGGUAAAUUAAAGACACUUUAUCAGCUUAUGCAGCAACGUGUUCAAAAACGAAUGAACCAUUCAUUUAAAAUGAGUGAUAUCUCGCCAGUCCUUGCAUCACUACGUAGUACAAACAUUUCAAUGCCAGGCGUCAUGCCAUCAAAUGAGAGUGAAGCUGUUUAUAUACAAUCAGUUGAUGAUGUAAUUCAUAUUUUACCGACCAAGACGAAGCCCAAAAAGUUAGCAUUUUAUGGAAGCGAUGGUAAACGUUAUACAUAUUUAUUCAAAGGUAUGGAAGACUUGCAUUUAGAUGAGAGAAUAAUGCAAUUUUUAUCAAUUGCUAAUUUGAUGAUGAAAAAAUCUGUUGACUCUGACGGUAAAGUCACCCAUUAUCGUGCACAACAUUAUUCAGUCAUCCCACUUGGACCUCGAAGUGGUUUGAUUUCGUGGGUUGAUGGUGUCAUUCCAAUAUUUUCAAUUUACAAAAAAUGGCAACAACGUGAAGCCGCAAAUCCACGAAAGGAUAAGCAGUAUGUGGUUCUCAGGCCAUCGGAACUCUUUUAUAAUAAAAUUACUCCACUUUUGAAAGAGCAUAGUCUCAAACCAACUGACAACCGCAAAGAUUGGCCUUUAUCCGUGCAGAAAAAGGCAUUCGACGAACUAAAGGCUGAAACGCCUAGGGACUUACUUGCAAAAGAAUUUUGGUGUACAGCCUCCACAGCAGCUCAUUGGCGUCAAAUUGUUCGAAAUUAUUCCGUGUCACUCGCAGUCAUGAGUGUAAUAGGCUACAUAAUUGGGCUUGGCGAUAGACAUUUAGAUAAUAUUCUUGUUAAAUUGGCAAGCGGUGACAUCGUUCAUAUUGAUUAUAACGUUUGUUUCGAGAAGGGAAAAACUUUACGUGUACCAGAGAAAGUUCCAUUCAGAAUGACGCAAAACAUCGAGGAAGCUCUUGGACUUACAGGAAUUGAGGGCUCAUUCCGAUUAUGUUGCGAGCACGUGCUGAAAUCAUUAAAACGUGGACGAGAGACUCUUUUGACAUUGCUCGAGGCAUUUGUUUAUGAUCCGCUGAUAGAUUGGGCAAUUGGUGAGGAUAAUAAUGCAACGGGUGGUCUUGCAAACAUAAGUGGCGGUGAAAAAGGAACUACAUCAGCUGGUGAGAUCUCAGCGGCAAGAAAGCUACUUGAACGUGAAGUCACACGAGAUACAUUGGCGAUACGAUUUACAGAGAUUAAAAAUGAUUGGACACAAAAUAGAGACGACGUUUACAAUCAAUUGAUAUCAAUGAAGACAUUCCUAAGUGAUUUGUUAAAUAGUCGCAACAAUUUGCAGCGCCUAGAAACACAAAGAAAUAUUCUAUCAAAACAAAUAUCAUUAGUUCGUGAUGUUGAAGCACUUGGAUCAGCCAUGCAUAGUCAUUCGCUUAAUACUCUGUCACAGCGUUAUGCUAUAUUUAAGAAGAAGAGGAAUGACGUAAAUUUGAUUAAGAACAUUUUAUACGAAAAGGCCAUUGAGUCAGAAAAAUUGAUUGAGGAUUAUAAAAGUCUUAUUAAGGACGAAAAUAUCAUCAGCAACUCAUUGAUUGAACUGAAAUCUACAACAUCUCAUCUAUCAUCUGAGUUUGAGAUUGUAAAGGACUUCCUUGAGAAUUCUAAUCAAGGUCAAAUAUACAUUCAAAGCGAUAAGUUGAGGAAUGAAUUAAACAGCUUAACCGUACAGCGAAAAAGUCUUAUUGAGAAUGUUUUUGAGAUGCUAUUGCAGUACGUUAAUGUAAUAUCUUUCUAUCCGCAUGACCAUGUACAGAAUCAUCGUCUUACAAAAUAUUCAACAUGGUGUCGUUCCCUAACGGAAAAUAAAAGUCAAGAAAUUUCACGACAAAUUGCUAUGGCUUUUCAUGCAUCAUUCGGCGAUGUUAUGCUGAAAGAGAAUCCAGAAAAUGUAAUUGCAUUUAAUUUUCAUCUGCAAACAUAUCUUGCUGAAUUGAAUUAUAGAUUACAAGGGAAUUAUCAAAAAUAUCAGCAAUUCAUUGAGGUCGAUGGAUCAUUUGAUGUCAUGAAGAAUGAAUUUGAUAAAUUCAUGCACGAGAGUAACGAUGAGACAUUUAUGGCAUAUGAAAUGAUCAAGAUGAUAAAGCGCUUUCUAACUAUUGAGACAUCAGCAUAUGGCACGAAUAAUCUUGCUGAUUUAGUAAUCAAUGACCGAUGGUUUAUGGAUGAAAUUAUGAUUCAAGCAUCAUUCUUGUCCAACAUGACAAACAUCCUUAUCGAUUCCGCAUCGAAUCAUAAGAAGAAUCCCCUUCUUGUCAACAGCUUGGAAUGCUUUACGACAAUAACCGAGAUGAUGGAAACAACCGAACGUAUCAAGCAUGAAUUUCAAUUAAAUAUCAUACCACAAACUUUAAAGGGUAUUAUAUCACAAGAUAAAAGCGUAUUGGAUAUGAUAUCGUCGCUAUCGAAUAUUACAAAGUCACCAAUAUCAGAAUUGUUGACGAAAUUAGAGGAGGAUUUCGUGAACUGUAUACAAAAUCCAAAUCAAAGAGGAUUGCUGCGUGCAGCUGAAUUGUCAGAAUCAUAUACUAACAUGUAUACACAAUAUCAACAGCAAGAAGAAGAUACCAUGGGUAAAAAAAUAUUCAUGUCAUGUCAUAGUGCGUUUGAGGAGCUGUGUAGAUAUUCCAAGAAAAUUAUGAGCUUUGAUAAGUUGUUGAGUGCCAUACCAGAAGAAUGGGCUACAAUUACAGAAAUUGAACAAGCACGUAUGCUCUUCAUAACACCCAUGAAGACCAAUAUAUUUAUGACACUCGACCAGUUAUUUAUGGUCAAGCGUAUACAAACUUUAAUUGAAUUUUUCGGCUAUUGUCUACAAAUUGCAUGGGCUUUUAAAGGAUCUGGCGUUAUUGUCAAUCUCGAUAUUGAAUUUUUAAGUCAUCCAUUAAAAGUUUUCAUAACUGAACUUUUAACAAAAUGUGUUUUUGGACGUGGAUCGUAUGCUUUGUCAAUCUCCGUAUGCUGUUUAUUGCAACAUAAAAUGGAAGAAUUGAAUGGCAACAACAAGUGUUUCAACACACUUGAACAAAUGUGCUAUCAAAUGCCAAUGAACUCAAGUCACAUGACCUAUUGUGAAAAGUUAUUUGGAACGCUUGAAGAAAAGUUUAGAAGACAGAACUCAAACGACUAUUAUCAAAGGCUCAUUCAUCAGGAAAGUGAGUACGUACAACAUGUGACAUGGAUUAUAAGUUGUCAUCAUUGGUUACAUGAAGAUUACUUGCUGACUCAUCCAAAUGUGUUGCCACCGAUACCAAGAGCUUCACUUCUUAUACAAUUUCAAACCUUCAUUCAGACAUUGUCAAAUUGGGGUGCAUCAAUUCAUAAGAUUGAUGAGGAUGUAAAGAAGUGUUCAGGUGCGAUUUUACAACGUUUAAAAUGGGCAACAGGUGCAAAUCCUAUGUUGAAUGAAUUGCUGUAUAACUUUGAGUCGAUUUCACGUGACAAUGCAAUGGAAUUGGAACGAGAUAACAAAUAUGCAGAACAUGCAUUGAAAUGUUGUAUUGCAAUAAUUAAUUAUGAAAUGUUGAGAUAUAAAACACCAAAAGCAAUUGUCAGUGACGAGGAAUUCCUGAAUUUCCUACAACAAUGGGAAAAUGUUUGCAUUUCAGAACGCAAUAUUGCUCACACAGUAAAUCCAAUCGAGGAAGGAAUUGUUGAAUUGCUUGAUCCAGAAGGACCAAUUGAACGAUCAUGGAUAGAGAACAUAACGUCACUAAUUGAUGACAUGAUAAAUCAAGUGCAUAAUGAAAUUGACACUAAUGAGAAGUGCAUGGUAUCGGCACAAGAUAAUCUUCAUCUUUCUGCUCAUAAAUUGCGCAAUUUAAUGUCAACACAUCACCGCAUAUCUGCUGACAUAAGAAACCUACUGAAAUCAAUUUUGAAAUAUGAUGAAUGCGGAACUAACAAUGAAUUGCUACGAGAAUAUUUCUCCACUUACAAGACAUACAUCGAUAAUGUUAGUGAGUUGCAUGGAAAUGUAUUGAGUAAGGAUUUCACUGACUCAAUGGUAAAACAAAUUAGUGAGCAAGUUAACAGGUCUCUCGCCGUAUCCAAUGAAAUUUAUAAUGGUUUAUUCAGUUUUGAAAAGACAUUGGGUGGCAUGCUGACAGAUUGCAAUCAAAAGAUAAUGAAGCUGCAGAGAAACCAAUCGGAAAAUUAUUCCAUUGAACAUUCGGAUAGCCCCGUGAUGAAAAAAGUAUCAGGAUCGAAUCAAAAAGAACAGCGUAAAAAUGUCUAUGGAGUGUCAGUAUGGAGACGAAUAAGGAGCAAGCUAGAGGGAAGAGAUCCAGAUGCCAAUAAAACAUCAAGAGUACAAGAGCAAGUCGACUGGAUGAUUCGCGAAGCAUUGAAUCAAGAUAAUUUGGCAUUGCUGUACGAAGGCUUCACUUCAUGGGUCUGAAAUAACAUCGAAUGGAUUAAUUGUGUGGUUUCAUCGGAACUUUUUGAACUCUUAAAAAAAUAUUUCACUGCAAAAAAAUACAAAAAAAAAAAAACAAAAACCGCAAACGGAACCAUUUCUAUUUUUGAUUGGAAAUUGAUUCUCGUGCAUCAUUGAACCAGCAUAAACAUCUGCGUGUGAAUGAAACGGUUUCAAACUUAUUCCAACAUCAAAAUAAUGUGACAAAAAAUAAUUAUAUCAACGAAAUGAAGACGUUUUGCAAGUAGUUGCUAAUCAGCUACAGUCACUUGUGUAUGAAUCGCCCAAGUGACUUGACUAAUUAAUUAAUCAAAAUCUUUUUUUUCUUUGUCUCUCUUCCGUUUCCUCCUUUUCUUAUUAUUUUUUGGAUUCAUUAUCAUUUAAGGAAUGAGAAUUUUUAUUUUGUUGAUUCGGUUCUUUUUUGCAUCAUUUUCUUUAUUUUGUUGCCAAGGCGAAGCAACUUAUAAAACAUUUUAGAGGGUUUUUGAAUCAAGAACUGUUCUGAGAUUAUUUGAAAAUUGUCUCUUAAUUUCUUGUCCUUUAUUUUGUCAAUUAUUAUAGCAAAUAAAAGGAGAUAUUCGGCUGUUCUCUAUUCAAAAUUAGAGUAUUACUAUCUAUGUGCUAUAAUUGUAGUAAAAAUUAAAAUCUUUAAAAACUUUCGAAGAUAUUUUUGAAAUCAUUAAGAUUGGAACCUUGAAAUUUCUUAAAUUCUUUGAAACACUUUGAAGUAAUAUUAUCUUAACAUCAUAACAGAAAUUGGAUAUCUGCUUUAAAAACAAAUUUGUUUUCAAUUUUAAAUCUUGAAUAAAGUUUGAUAUUUGGAUGUUUUGUAGGUUAUGCAUUCUAAAGGUUGAAAGAACCAGCCUAAAUCACUGAUCAAACCUUGAAGUAGCUUCUCUUUUCUAAAAUAAUCGCAUUCAAAUUUUGGUUCUACAUAAUUAAACCUUAUUAAGGAAAAAUCUACAAUUAUAAUUUUCAAGCUUACUGAAAUAAGUAAAUGAGACAGGCAAAAUAAAAAACAAAAAUUAAUAACAAUCAUGUCAUUUUCAAUGUAUCUUCUUUACAAAUAAUAAUGAUAAUGCUUUUUAUUAUUCAUGCAAGAAAUGAAUAAUUGCAAUAAAAAGCUUAUAAAUAAAAUCCUCAAAAACAAGAA
Messenger RNA from Chironomus riparius, 11228 nucleotides. The record is from the annotation of a GenBank genome assembly. Lineage: Eukaryota; Metazoa; Arthropoda; Insecta; Diptera; Chironomidae.